Molecule: messenger RNA, 559 nt
Organism: Ostrinia furnacalis (Asian corn borer)
Lineage: Eukaryota; Metazoa; Arthropoda; Insecta; Lepidoptera; Crambidae
Exons: 4
Coding region: 94-429 (111 amino acids)
Source: RefSeq, a predicted model, not a curated record
UGUUACCAAUAUACCAUUUUUGCAGGAAUACUGUGCAUAUCCAUAGGUGCUUUGUCCUGUGUGCAAAUUCUCAUAACUUAUGGGAAAACGGGAAUGGAUACGCUGAAAAAAUAUGUCCUAAUCAGUUGGCUAGUCCUUAGUUGGCUGUACUUACUAGGUAUGAGCGUGUUGGUGGAUAUAUUUUCAAAGCAAAUAGAACAGACCAAAUUAAUUUGCACCUACACUCAAUUGAAAUAUAUACAUAAUGAAGCAGUAUAUAAGUUCACGAAGCCUAUAUUGCGCGCACUUGAGGUCAGGGUGGCGCGCACCUCCAUAUAUGGUUUGUUUUUCUUCGAUCCUGGAGCAACGCUGCGCCUUGCAGUGUCUACUUUCCUUUAUAUUACUGCGCAGAUUCAAAUAACAAUGCAAGUUAAGUCUAAGUUAACGUAAAAAAAUUACGUACCUAUUUGUGACAGUCAAGGGAAAGAAAAUGUAUUGGGUAUUUUCCAUUGACCUAGAUCUAAGAAAUUUUUCAAGUGAUACCGUCAUAAUCUAGAAGUAUAGGAAAAAACCGAAAACU